AUGAUUCCAUCUUUAAAUUUAAAAAAUAUUUCAAAUCUAAAUAAUAAUAAUAAUGACCAAAAUACAAGCAGUGGUGGUGGUGGUGGUAAUAAUGAAGAUCAUGGUACAUUGUCUCCAAGAUCCAGAUCAGUUCCAUACAUUUCAAAUGUAGCAGCUCUACAAUUGUUGGACGAUCCAAAGGGAACGAUUGGAAGAAAUGCUACCAAUGUUGCCAUUUCAUUUCUCGAUGAAAUGAAUUCUCAUUCACUCGAAUCACCUCGUCUCAAACAACAACAACAACAACGAAUCAAGAUCUCUCAAAUGGAUAGAUAUUUGGAACUUACUCGUGGAAGUAAUAGUAGACCCAAUCAAACCGUUACCAUUGAAUCAUUAUCCUAUUCUGUCAUGGAACGUGACUCAUUAUUCUCUAAAAAGACUUUGAAGCCAAUCUUAUCAAAUAUUUCUUUCUAUUUAAAGCCAGGAAUGAUGGUUUUAUUAUUAGCAGGACCAGGUUCUGGAAAAACAAGUUUAUUUAAAUGUUUGGUUAAUAGAGUACCAAAAAGAGGAAUUGUCGAUGGAAGACUAUUAUUUGAAGGUCAAUUUAUCGAUCCAAAGUCUCACCAUAAUGAAUUUAUUUAUGUUUCUCAAUCUGAUAAUCAUAUUCCAACUCUUACUGUUGCAGAGACUUUAGAUUUUAGUAUUGAAUGUCAAUCAAAUUUGGAUCAAGAAAAGAAAAAAGAAUUGCGAGAUAUCAUUUUAAAGAUGCUUGGUAUGGAACAUUCACAAGAUACAAUUAUCGGAAAUAAUGUGCUUCGUGGUAUUUCUGGUGGUCAAAAGAAACGUAUGACUAUUGCUGUUGAAUUGGUAAAAGGUGCCAAAACUAUUAUAAUGGAUGAACCAACUUCAGGAUUAGAUUCGACAACAUCAUUUGAAUUGUUGAAUAACAUCAAAAUGAUAUCACAAAAUGCAAAUGUUCCAGCAAUGGUUUCCCUUCUCCAACCGUCACCAGAGAUAUUUUCACUCUUUACACAUGUUAUGAUGAUGAAUAAUGGAAUGUUGACCUAUUUUGGAACAAAGGAACAAGUUUUACCCUAUUUUGAAUCAUUUGGUUUAAGAUGUCCUCUUACAGUGAAUCCAGCAGAGUAUCUUGCAAAUAUUUAUGAAUUGGCAAAAUUAAAUCCAACAAAUGAAACCUUAUUACUACGAUCAAAUGAUGAUUUUGUAAACGCCUAUCUAGAGUCAAAUGUUUUUAGAGAUACAAUGGAUUCAUUAAGAGCUGAAAAGUUACAACUUAGACAUAGAAGAAGAACCAUUCAGAUUGUACAAUCAUCUUCGCCAAAAGGAAAUGAAAUUUCUCUUCAAGAAUUUCAUGCUGCCACCAAUGGUCAAACUUCUCCACCACCUCUAUCACUGGUUGAACAACCAACAUCAUCAUCAUCAUCAUUUCAACUACCAUUGCACAGACAAAUUGCAUUGUGUCUUAAACGUGCAUUUGUUAUGACUUCAAGAGAUAGACCAGCAUUGACGUCUCGUAUUAUCAAAAGUUUGAUUUUAGGUCUCUUGAUUGGUAGUUUGUUCUUUAGACUUGGUAAAAAUCAAACUGCAACUCAACUUUUACCAUCUCUCACCUUUUUCCUCAUGACAUUUGUCGUGUUUGGUUCAUUAUCUGGUGUUCAACAAUUAUUUUUAGAAAGACCUAUUUAUUAUGAUCAAAAAUAUGUAUGUAAAAAUAGUAACCUCAUUAUUAAUAAUAAUAUUUCAUUUUCCUAUACUAAAAAGGGAAAGUAUUAUAAAACAAUUUCAUAUUUUAUUGCAGGACUUGUUUCAGAUUUGGUUUGGAACUUUAUGGAUGUUAUGAUUUUCGGUGCUACAACCUAUUGGAUGGUUGGACUAUCAGCAACAGUUGAUAGGUUCUUAUUUUUUAUUUUAUUGGUUUAUUUAUUAGAUUCAUUGGUGAUUAGAGUAUCAAAAACAGUUAGUAUUUUUUCACCAAGUCCAGUAAUAGCCAGUACUAUUGCACCAAUGUAUUUCUCACUCUUUCUAUUGAUGGCUGGAUAUAUGAUUCCUACUCAGAGUAUUCCACCAUAUUGGAGAUGGAUGCACUAUUUGUCGCCAUUCAAGUACACCUAUGAAAGUUUACUCAUCAAUGAGGUAAUGGGUCAAACCUAUGAAUGUACAUUUUCAGAGUUGAUGCCUCCUAUUCAAGAUCCUCGUCUUUAUCUACCAUUUCCUCAAGGUUUCAAUGGUUCUCGUAUUUGUCCCACCACAACAGGUGAACAGAUCCUAGUUUUCAAAGGAAUCGAAACCACCAUCGAUCAAAAGUUCAAUUCAAUCUACAUUCUCUUGGCAAUGUAUUUUGUAUUUUGUGUCGUUUCAUUUAUUGGUCUCUUUUUUAUUGUUCAUGACUCCAUCUCUUCAAAGCCAGUCAACGAAGAGCUCAAAUCAAGUAUCGAAAACAGUCGUGCCAGAUCCAAUAGUUUGAUUUACCAACAUCAACACCACAAACUUCCUGGUAGAGAUAGAUCAACUAGUGGUGCUGGCGGCAUAGAUCUCGAAGCUGGAUUGGGCAAGGUAGAAUCGAGAAGAGAAAAGUUUAGACGUAGAACAACUUCUGGUGUCAUCACAAUGAAAAAGAAACUGUCAGAUGGUUGUUAUUUGACCUUUAAGAACCUAUCAUACACUGUAAAGGUUCAAAAAGUAAAUAAUGGAAUGGUCAAGAGAACCUUGUUGGAUAAUGUUAGUGGUUUUGUUGCACCUGGUACCCUUUUGGCUUUAAUGGGAAGCUCUGGUGCAGGAAAAUCAACUUUACUCGAUCUACUUGCAGAUAGAAAGACAGGAGGUGAUAUAUCUGGCGAAAUAUUACUUAAUGGAAGAAAGAUUGAUAGAUUCUACAAUAGAUACAUUGCCUAUGUCGAACAGGAAGAUUUAUUGCCAGAUUGCCAAACAGUACAAGAAGCCAUCACAUUUUCAGCCACUCUUCGUCUCCCUUCAGAUGUUACACCAGAAGAAAAGAAUGAUGUAGUAAUGUACAUUCUCGAUGUUUUGGAACUUGUCAGUAUUCGUCAUAUUCAAAUUGGAAAGGCUGGAUUUGGUCUUUCAACUGAACAAAGAAAACGUGUCAAUAUUGGUAUCGAAUUGGCUUCAAACCCUGAUAUUCUUUUCUUGGAUGAACCAACAUCAGGAUUAGAUUCUGCUCAUGCACACAAAAUUAUGACUCUUAUCAAAAAGAUUACAACUCAUGGUCGUUCAGUCAUUUGUACUCUUCAUCAGCCAUCGGAAAGUAUCUUUAAGAUGUUUGAUUCCAUCUUACUUUUGACCCAAGGAGGAUACACAGCCUACUUUGGACCUGUUGGUAUUAAUUCACAGACCAUUCUAAAGUACUGUCGUGAUAAUGGCCAUCAUUGUCCAAAGGAUAAAAACCCUGCAGACUUUUUAUUAGACUAUUCAUCGUCUAUUAAUGUGCAACAACGACUUUUGGCUCACGAUCAAACCAUUCCACCUAGUUUUAUUCGCAAGCUUUUAAACUCUUUGAAAAGUUUGGUUGGAAAAUCAUCGACUCCAACAACAACAACAAUCGAUAUUCAACAACCAGAGUUAUCCUCCAAUUCACAUAAACCAAAUAAUGAUCAACCCAACAACAAUAACAAUAAUAAUAAUAAUAAUAAUAAUAAUAAUAAUAAUAAUAAUAAUAAUAAUAAUAAUAAUAAUAAUAUUCACCAAGACACAAAAUCAAUGAUUAUUCCAAUGACUGAAUUGUCAACCAGUCUCCAUCAUCAACAACAACAACAACAACAACAACAACAACAACAACAAAAGAAAGAUGUGGUUGAUUAUUAUCUCGAGUCAAGAUUGUCAAUUGAAAAUACUCAAACCAUUGAUGAUGGAUUGCCAAUUGGAUUUGUUUCGAAAAGAUUUCAAGAAAGAUUUGCCUCUUCUAUUUGGUUACAAUUUGGAGAACUAUUCAAGAGAUCUUUCCGCAGCGCCUUUCGUAGACAAAACCUUCUCUUUGCUCGUGUACUUAGAUCGUUGGUGUUGGCAAUUGUAAUUGGAACACUCUAUUUGAACAUGGGAUUCGAUCAAGAAGGUGUUCAAAACCGUAUAUCGUUUAUCUUUUUCACCUCGACCUUUGCCUCCAUUUCUUGCCUGUCCAACAUUCCUUCCAUCUUUGAAGAACGUGUUCUUGCCUAUAGGGAAUUGGACUCAAGUUUCUAUCGUCACUUUGUCUUUGGUGUGACACUGGUGAUAUCUGAUCUCCCUUUUACACUCGUCUACUCACUGCUAUUUAGUGCACCCAUCUACUGGAUGUCAGGACUGCAAAGAGAGUUUCUAGCUUUUCUUUUGUUUGCCUCUAUCUACUACCUCUACUUUCAAAUACUCAUUUUCGUCUCUAUCCUCUUGGGUUUGGUAAGCCCAAAUCUCAGUGUGGCUAAUGAAAUUAGUGGUAUUCUAUUUAGUAUCUUUUGUCUGUUUGCUGGAUUCAUCAUUCGUCCUCAGCUCAUUCCAAAAUACUUUAUAUUCCUCUAUCACUUUUCGUUUACAAAGUACUUGGUGGAAUUGUUGACCAUCAUCGAGAUGACAUUUAAACCUAUUCAAUUCCAUUGCACAGAUUCACAAAUGGUUCAAGUACCAGUCAUCAACGCUGACAAUUCUACUACCUACAAAGAAUUCUGCGCAAUUGUCAAUGGAGAUAUUGUUUUGGAAAUAUUCGAUUUAAAUCACCCUAAUCGUAAACGUGAUGAUAUUCUCAUUCUAUCAUCUUUUCUUGUUUUCUUAAUCAUCUUUAUCAUUGCUUCAACUAAAUUAUUUAAAUUUAAAAAGAGUUAG
Cavenderia fasciculata is the source of this 4803-nucleotide messenger RNA. RefSeq names its product ABC transporter G family protein (gene abcG16). Gene Ontology annotation, molecular function: ATP hydrolysis activity; ATP binding; ABC-type transporter activity. NCBI's taxonomy places the organism in Eukaryota, Evosea, Eumycetozoa, Acytosteliales, Cavenderiaceae. Gene Ontology annotation, cellular component: membrane. The coding region runs from base 1 to 4803 and encodes 1600 amino acids. Gene Ontology annotation, biological process: sorocarp morphogenesis; aggregation involved in sorocarp development. The record is from RefSeq and is a predicted model, not a curated record. The transcript is spliced from 8 exons.